UGCGGCCCGCCGCACGCGCAGUUUCAUAUCAUUAAAUCUAGAGGCAAUAUAUGCUAUUUCGUCACGAACCUGUUUGUCGAGGGUACCAAUCGCUAAACAAGUUUUGCGUGUCGCGACGAACGUUUAUUUCGCGUUCCAAAUUUGAACUCUAUGUCUGAGAAUUUGUCUGACUGAAAAGUGUCAUCUGUCAAUUGAAACUGUAUAUUUGGGCUUUUGUAUUUUGUAAUAUUAAUUAAAAUGGCUUGUUCGCAAUGUAUGAGCUCCGGAAACAAAGCUGUGAGAAUGAGGAAAGAAAAGGAUACGAUGGGGGAACUGGAUGUUCCUGACGACAAGUUGUACGGCGCACAGACCGUGCGAUCUAUUAUGAACUUCCCCAUUGGCGGUAUUGAAGAGCGUAUGCCUUAUCCAGUUAUUAUCGCGAUGGGAAUUUUGAAAAAGGCGGCCGCUAAAGUCAAUGUUGAAUAUGGAUUGGACAAAAAGCUUGCUGAUGCAAUAAUGCAGGCGUGUGAUGACGUAAUCUCUGGCAAGUUAUACCGUGAAGGACACUUUCCGCUUGUUAUCUGGCAAACUGGCUCUGGGACUCAGAGUAACAUGAACACCAAUGAGGUUAUCGCCAACCGUGCUAUUCAAAUCCUAGGAGGAAAACUGGGAAGCAAGGAUCCGGUACAUCCGAAUGACCAUGUGAACAAAUCGCAAAGCUCAAACGACACUUAUCCAACCGCGAUGCAUAUCGCCGUGGCUAUGGAGUUGAGAGACAGAUUGAUGCCUGGUUUAGUGGCUUUGAGAGACACCCUCGAUGGCAAAGCCAAGGAAUUCGAUAAGAUCAUCAAGAUUGGCAGAACCCACUUGAUGGAUGCAGUGCCUCUGACACUUGGACAAGAAUUCAGUGCGUACGUGACCCAAUUGACGUUCGGUAUUGAGCGUGUAUGCUCGACACUACCGCGCCUGCACUACUUGGCGUUGGGCGGUACCGCAGUGGGUACAGGACUCAAUACUAGGAUUGGCUUCGCUGAGAAGUGCGCCAAGGAGAUCUCUAAUCUUACAGGUAUUCCGUUCGAGUCCGCCCCAAACAAAUUCGAGGCGUUGGCGUCACACGAUGCAAUGGUCGAAGUUCACGGAGCGUUGAAUACAAUUGCCGUGUCAUUGAUGAAGAUUGUAAAUGACAUCCGUCUUCUAGCUUCGGGACCUAGGUGCGGUCUCGCUGAACUGCUUUUGCCAGAAAAUGAACCAGGGUCUUCCAUUAUGCCAGGCAAAGUCAACCCAACCCAGUGUGAGUCGUUGACGAUGAUCGCGGCUCAAGUGAUGGGCAACCACAUGGCGUGUACCAUCGGCGGAAGCAAUGGCCACUUCGAACUGAACGUCUUCAAGCCUAUGAUGGUCGCCAACGUCUUAAGGUCUAUACGACUCAUUGGUGAUGGAUGCCAGGCCUUCAACAAGAACUGUGCAGUGGGCAUCAAGGCCAACACUGCCCAAAUUGAAAAGAUCAUGAAGGAGUCGCUGAUGCUGGUCACCGCACUCAACCCACACAUUGGUUAUGAUAAGGCGGCCCUUAUAGCCAAGACGGCGCACAAAGAAGGUGGAACUCUCAAAGACACUGCCAUUAAACUAGGAAUCUUGACCGCUGAGCAGUUCGACCAGUGGGUCAAACCUGAAGACAUGCUGGGACCAAAAUAGAUCCCAAGCCCCAUGAACCUGUGUUGAAAUUUUUGUGUGAACUUGGCAUUUCAUUGGCAUGCAUAGGCAGAUAAUAGACUUAAAUAGGACUAUAUCAUAUGCAAUAUGCUUUUUAAACCGGAUAAAACCUGUCUAAUUGAUAUUGUUGUUGCCUAAUUUAUUAAAUACUAUCAGUAUUACUGUUUCUACUGGAAGUUUAAAACUAUUCUCAGGACUGGUUUUAUUCCGGUGAAAGCAUAUCGAUGUUAAUGGUCUAUAUUAUACAACAAACAGUACUUUUGUUUUAAUUUUUUUUCGUGGGUCUCAAACGUUGACCUUUUAGUACAAAUAAUGACCAAAUGUUCAUUAUUUCAUCGAUUAAAUAAAUAAUAUUAAUUAAAUUAAAUGUCAAAAUGUAUUAAGGCUACAUUUAAAAGCUAUUUAAAUGAAGGAUUUUAAGUAUCUAUGCAAAAUGUCAUAGACAAAUUAUAGAACUAACCUCAGUUCUAUUAAUAAAUAACAAAUACAUUACUAAUUUACAUCAUUUAAGAUCAAAUUGAUUAAAUAAAAUAAAAAAAAAUUACUCAUUUAAUUAAAUAAAUAAAAAAUCCACUCAAUAGGGUACGACAGUAGAAGCAUGAAAAUUAAGGGUUAUUAAAAAAUUUGCCAAAACUUAAUUUACUUUCCAAAAAUCCAUAAAAGUUGGUCAAGCUGUUUCGGAUUACCACUGUGACCAGAGAAUUCUGCUAUAUACUAUCAGUUUUUCAGCCCAGGUUCUUAAUGAAUAUCCCAUAAUUUAAUGGAAAGACAUUUUAUAAAGAAAAAACAUCUGUUUAAACCACAACAAAUUUUGUCUCUGAAUCUAAAAAGCUUAAAUUCUGGCUUUCAAAAAUUUAUACAAACUAUGAUCAAAUGAGAAUUAAUAUGCAUAUCUCGACAGUAUUGAA
Messenger RNA from Pieris napi, 2600 nucleotides. Its product is annotated as fumarate hydratase, mitochondrial-like. The record is from RefSeq and is a predicted model, not a curated record. Lineage: Eukaryota; Metazoa; Arthropoda; Insecta; Lepidoptera; Pieridae. Gene Ontology annotation, molecular function: fumarate hydratase activity. Bases 238 to 1674 code for a protein of 478 amino acids. Gene Ontology annotation, biological process: tricarboxylic acid cycle; malate metabolic process; fumarate metabolic process. The transcript has 11 exons. Gene Ontology annotation, cellular component: mitochondrion; tricarboxylic acid cycle heteromeric enzyme complex.